Messenger RNA from Amaranthus tricolor (Joseph's coat), 414 nucleotides. RefSeq lists its product as uncharacterized. Bases 1 to 414 code for a protein of 137 amino acids. NCBI's taxonomy places the organism in Eukaryota, Viridiplantae, Streptophyta, Magnoliopsida, Caryophyllales, Amaranthaceae. The transcript has 3 exons. The record is from RefSeq and is a predicted model, not a curated record.
AUGAGAUUGAAAGCGUUAGAGAGGGAUUGUGAAAAUGUUAGGUUCUUUGUUCGGUUCCUCUCUAAGGCUGAUUAUGAUGUUGAUUACUCUUAUUUUUCAUUUCAUGCAAUGAUAAAAGGAAUGCAGCAUCUUCAUUGUCGAGUUCACCUUGUGGAUUCUCACAUUCUUCCCGAUGACUCCUGUAAAGCCUUAGUUUCUAAAGAUUCCGAAUGGCAAUGUCUUGAUGACAUUGUUCGCACAUGGAUUUAUGGCUCUAUUAGUCCAUCUCUCCUUCAAUUUAUAGUUCGUCCCGAUGAUUGUGCCUUUGAUGCUUGGACUCGUCUUGAGAACAAAUUUCAAAAUAAUAAGACAUCUUGUAUUCUUCAUCUUGAGUCUCAAUUUAAUGACAUUUCUCUAUCCACUUUUACAAUGUGA